This is a messenger RNA of Alligator sinensis (Chinese alligator), 1365 nucleotides long. RefSeq names its product cyclin O (gene CCNO). The transcript is spliced from 3 exons. NCBI's taxonomy places the organism in Eukaryota, Metazoa, Chordata, Crocodylia, Alligatoridae. Gene Ontology annotation, cellular component: cytoplasm; centrosome; cyclin-dependent protein kinase holoenzyme complex. Gene Ontology annotation, molecular function: cyclin-dependent protein serine/threonine kinase regulator activity. The record is from RefSeq and is a predicted model, not a curated record. Bases 1 to 690 code for a protein of 229 amino acids. Gene Ontology annotation, biological process: mitotic cell cycle phase transition; regulation of cyclin-dependent protein serine/threonine kinase activity.
AUGUGCGCGGUCUGUGCCGCGCAGGUGACGGCCGAGUCCCGCUGCAGGCUGGUGAGCUGGCUCAUCCCCGUGCACCGCCACUUCGCCCUGUCCUUCGAGGCGCUGUGCCUGGCCGUGAACACGCUGGACCGCUUCCUCAGCACCACCCCCGUGGCGGCCGACUGCUUCCAGCUGCUGGGAGUCACUGCCCUCCUCAUCGCCUGCAAGCAGGUGGAAGUGCACCCGCCCAGAGUGAAGCAGCUCCUCGCCCUUUGCUGCGACUCCUUCACCCGCCAGCAGCUCUGCAACCUGGAGUGCAUCAUCCUGCACAAGCUGCACUUCAACCUGGCCGCGCCGACUGUCAGCUUCUUCUUGGAGCAUUUCACCCAGGUGCGUAUGGAGGCUGGGGAAGCCCAUGCCGAGGAGGCCAGCAAUGCCAAGACCCUGGCCAGAGGUGUGGCUGAACUGAGCCUGGCAGACUAUGCUUUUAACAAGUAUGUGCCCUCCCUGCUGGCCGUUUGUACCCUAGGGCUGGCCGAUCAGAUGCUGCGCCACCAAAACCCGCUGGACCUAAAAAUAAGUGGCUACCCGCAGGGGGUUUUACAGGACUGCAUGGACAAACUGCUCUUACUGGUGUCUCUGAACGGAGAUUCUUUAUCCCAUGUGCUACCCCAGGAGUUUUCCCAGAGCUGCCUGGAGCUGGGAAGCUAGCUGGAGCAAUGCCCUUGGACAAUCCCUCAGGCCAUUUGAAGCAUCGGGAGAUUUUAAAUAAUAUUUCCUUUCCAUCAGUGUUUUUAUGAACUACCAGCUUGCUGAUAAUUGCUGUACCUCCAGAAAUAACAGUAUUUCCCUUAGACUUUUGCUUAGUUGGCAGCUCUGCCUGUUGUCUGUAUUUAUUUCUGCUCUGUAGGCUUAAAGUCUAUACACUUUAGAGCUUAAAUCAACUAAGCAAUAGUGUCCUUGUAAGGAACUAAAAAUUAACUCUUAUUUGCACAUUAUAUUUUUUGUUUUGUUUCUUGCACUGACAUUAGACUUUAUAAUGAUACCCAGUGUAAAUAGUGUACAUAAUCCAAUUCCUGUACAGUUUAUUUAUAUAGAGGAUGGCUUAUAAACAUACCUCAAGGGCAGGCAUAGGAACAAUAAAAGUACUGUAUAAAAUUUCUUAAUAAAUUUCUGUCACUGAUCACUGAAGAUAGUGUGUUUUGCUUACAGUGUUUAUACAUAAUACACCUUGGAGAUCAUUGUUGGAGCAUUAUUCUGGUAGUCUUGUUUCACUCUGCAGAAAAUAAUUGUGUAUACGUGUAUUAUUUUCCCUUUCAAAAUGCAUUUUUGUCAGCAUGGUCAUAUUCUACGUGUGAGAAAUUUAGUUCAUAUGCCACAGCAGUG